AUGUUCAAGAAGUUUGACCCGUCCUCUGAUGUUUCGACAUCUACGCAAGUCAAAGCAUCAGUUCAAAGAGCUUUGAAAUCGCAAAUAAUUGAAUCGCAUCCUGAAAUCACGGAAGACAUCCUUGACGAAUUGAUUCCAAAGAAGUCACCCCUGGUACAGUUCAAGGUUGGCCCUCAUUUGAUGCUUUACUGUCGUAAAGUGGAAAAAGAAGGUAGCAGUCCCUCUGAUGAACCCAUUUUCUUCCAACAACGAGAUGGUCCCAUAUUGCCCGCUCUCAAAUUGGUGCACCACUAUCCAACCCUCUCCUUCAAGAGAGUGACGGUCGACAAAGGAGCGAUCCCAUAUCUGUUGGGAGGUGCCAACGUCAUGUGCCCAGGCCUGACGAACCCAGGUGGAGAAAUGCCCCCAGAUGGUAAAGAGCAAGAUGCUCAAGGGUUUGAUGUCGCUCCUGCUGUUCGGGGGACGCUAAACUCGACGUAG
Seminavis robusta is the source of this 480-nucleotide messenger RNA. The record is from the annotation of a GenBank genome assembly. NCBI's taxonomy places the organism in Eukaryota, Bacillariophyta, Bacillariophyceae, Naviculales, Naviculaceae.